GAAAAACAAAGAUGGCGACGUCUUAAUCACAAAACGGUGUAAAUGAGUUUAUCGGGAUAGGAACCUGCCUCUUUUGAGGCACUGGUGUCGCUUUAACACUGCUUCGAAAACAAGAAUAGCCUCCUCGAUAAGAUAAGUGUCUUGUAGGCGUUGUUAACGCCUCGGAAUACCCCGCGGACCGUGGUUAUUUUCUCCCCGCAAGCCUCCGGUGACAGCCGGGGAGGCGAGCCGCUGAGACGGGAUGGACAGCGGCGAGUACAUCUCCACCAUGGAAAACAUGGACACGACUCUAGCGGAACUGGGGGACGAAUUUACCCUGGGAGACAUCGACGAGAUGCUCCAGUUUGUCAGUAACCAGGUGGGCGACUUCCCGGACCUGUUUGAGGACCAGAUCAACUCAGCAGGCUCUCUCCAGAAUGGCACAGCCAGCAACACUCCACGACCUGCCAUUCAAACCCCUCAAGCCCCUCAAACUCCCCAGACCCCUCAGACCCCUCAGACCCCUCAGACGUCAAGCCCUGCUGUCUACCAGAGCCCCAGUGUCGGCCUCGCCCAAUCCCAGACGCUGUCUCCCCAGUCUGUACCCCUCACCCCUCCCCUCACCCCGGCUCAGACCCCCUCCUCCACCACCCCCACCUCCUCUGGGCAGCAGCAGGUGAACCGCAGCCCUCCGCUCCUGCAGCCGCGGCCCCAAGCAGUGCACCCCAUCCAGCCCCAGCCCCAGCAAACAGCCCAGCCCGCCAUACAGGUGCACACCCAGGGGAUCCCAGUCCAGACCCAGAGUUUCCCAGUCCACACCCUGGUCCAGACCCACAGCCAGACGCCGCUGCCCAUCCAGACCCAGGCGCCUCAAACUGUGAUGAUCGCCUCCAGUGGUGGCCAGUCACGUUUCAUCCAGAACCCAGUCAUCUGUCACCAGAGCCCCGCCCCCAGUUUCCAAGUCCUCCAGCCACAGGUGCAGAGCAUCAUGACAUCACCGCAGCUUCAGCCAAUGACCAUUCAGCACCAACGUGUCCUGACCCCAGCAGGUCAGACCAUCCAAACUCUCUCCACAGCGCCCACUGCAGUUCAUGCUGUGCAACCGCAAGUCCAACAGGUUUUGGUCCAGCAGCCUCAGAUCCUGAAGACAGACUCGCUGGUUCUGACAACGUUGAAGGCGGACGGUACGCAGGUUCUGUCAACCAUGCAGAACCCCGCUGGCAUCACCACACUGACCACUCCCAUCCAGACCACUGCCCUGCAAGUCCCGACUUUGAUGGGCAGCAACAUCCUGACCACCGUCCCUGUCAUGAUGGGAGGCGGGGACAAGCUGCCAAUCAAGCAGCUGCAGCCAGGCUCCUCCCACUGCGGAGGUGGAGCCAGGACAGUGGUGGAACAGGGCCAGGUGAUGGGAGGAGGAGUGGGUCAAGGAGGGGUUGUGAAGGAGGGUGAGAGGAGGACCACCCACAAUAUUAUCGAGAAGAGGUACAGGUCGUCCAUUAAUGACAAGAUCCUGGAACUUCGGGACCUGGUGAUGGGCAGCGAUGCAAAGAUGCACAAGUCAGGGGUUCUGAGGAAGGCCAUAGACUACAUCAAGUAUCUGCAGCAGGUCAACCACAAACUACGACAGGAGAACCUGGCCCUGAAGAUGGCCAACCAGAAGAACAAGCCUGUGAUACUUUCUGAAGAUGUGGAGCUCAAACAGGAAGUAGUGAUGAUGUCACCACCUGCCUCAGACUCUGGCUCUGGUUCCCCUCACCAGUUCUCUCCUUAUUGCAUCGAUUCUGAGCCAGGCAGCCCCUUACUGGACCAUGACCAAGUGAAGAGUGAGCCAGACUCUCCCUCCUCCGUCGGGGUGAUGGAUCGCUCUCGGCUGCUCCUGUGUGCCCUGACCUUCCUCUGUCUGUCUCUGAACCCUCUGCCGUCUCUGCUGGGCUCUGAGGCCUCAGGAAGCCCCAGCCUAUCAGCAGGCCAUGGGCCGUCCAGAUCACUGGUCUGGUUACCGAGCCACACGCAGGACUUUGCAUCAUGGCUGCGUUGCUUGUUGCCGUGGGUGAUGGUUUGGGUACUGAGUGGGGUGGGAGCGGUGUGGGGGUGUGUCAGGGUGCUCUACCUGUGGGAACCAGUCACACCCCUUCACUCCCCCAAGUCCGUGUCCUUCUGGAGGCACCGCAAACAGGCCGACGUGCAUCUCAACAGGGGUGACUACACAGCAGCAAUGGCCAGUUUAGAGACCUGCCUGUCUGUCUUGACCAGAGCCCUGCCUUCAACCAAUCUGGACUUGGUCUGCUCCCUGUCCUGGAAUCUGAUUCGUUACUGCCUGCAUCGUCCCACCCCUCUGGGCUGGCUGGUUCACCAAGUCGCAGGGAAACAUGAGGGGGAGGAGGCGAGGACCAGCGCGAGGGAUGCAGCUCUGGUCUACCAUCGUCUGAGCCAACUGCAGCUCACCGGGAAGCUGCCUCAGCGCAGCGGCCUGUGGGCCUUGUCUCUGUCUCUGAGUGCUGUCAACCUCAGCGAGAGCGCCCAGGGCAAGAUGGCUCCCGCCCAGCUUGCCCAGAUCUAUGUCACUGCAGCAACAGCGCUGCGCACCGUGCUGGGCCAUCACCUCUCCUGCCUGCCUGGUUACCUGUUGAGUUGUGCUGAGAGCGUGGCCAACCAAUCAGAGUCCAAGCCAAUCCCUGACUGCCUGCGGUGGCUCUUCACCCCAUUGGGCAGGCAGUUCUUCCUGAGCUGUGAUUGGUCGGUGAAAUCCGAGAACAGUGAUGGCGUCUACACAUCUCAGAGAGACCCAGCUGAUCCCAUUGCCCAGCUGCACCGCUGUUUCUGUGGGAAGCUGCUAGAGAGAGCCGUGCACACCCUCAUCCAGCCCCAGAGUGACUCUGAGGCAGGCAAACGCCAGGACGACUCUGGGGAGUUCUCCAGCGCCCUAGAGUUCCUUCAGUUGCUGAACAGCUGCACGGAGGAGUCUCCCUCCCCUCCUCCUCCCUUCUCUGCUCCUCCUAAUCACACCACCACGCCAGUUGGAGACCCAGUGAGUCGCUGGUGGGCGCUGGUCCUCAAGGCUGCUGUCCAUUGGCUGCAGGGUGAUGAUGUCAUGGUGAAGUCACUGCUGGCAGAGGCAGAACGCAUGCCCAGGGCUUUACACACACUUGACCACCCUCUGCCCAAGGCUGUCCUGCUGCUGUGCAAAGCGGUCCAGAUGAGUCUGUCCCCUCUGAAGGGAGAGGGUGCCUUAGCCUGCCUGUCCCACUGUGACAGAGCCAGCAGCUACCUGCGCUCCAGCAUCUCAGUCCCCCUUGCCCAGUCUGGCAACUGGCUCAACAAGGGUGUAGAGCUCCUGGUGUGCGACCUCCUGCUGACUCUGAGGACCAGCCUGUGGCAGCGAGGAAGCGGCAGCAAUGGGGAACCUGGCCCCGCCCCUGGAUCCCAAUUGGCUGGUUUCCAGAGGGACCUGAGCGCGCUCAGAAGGCUCGGACAGUGCUACAGACAGGCACAACACAAGGUGUUUCUCCAUGAGACCACGGUGAGGCUGAUGGCUGGAGCGAGUCCCACCAGGACACACCAGCUGCUGGAGCACAGCCUCCGACGCAGGACACACAGCUCCUACACAGCCGAGGGAGAGUGCAUCCUGGGUGAGAGGGAGAGGGCCCAUGCCAUCCUGCUGGCCUGCCGCCACCUGCCCAUGCCCCUGCUAACCCCGCCUGGGCACCGCGCCCGCCUGCUGGCCGAGGCCAAGCGCACUCUGGAGCGUGUGGGAGACCGGCGGUCCCUGCAGGACUGUCAGCAGAUCCUGCUGCGCCUCGGCGGGGGCACCACCAUCGCAGCCUCUUGAACAACAAGCACACACAUACUUACACACAAAUACACACUCACACACACAUACACACACAUGCAUACACACAGAUAUCAGCUAUUAGGGCUAACUUGCAUAGCAUAACAGCUGUGAUACAUACGUAAACUGGGCUACUCACCCAUCAGCAUCACACAAUGUAUAUUUAUGAGGCAUUCACACACUCGCACAGUUCAUGACAACAAGUAAAGGGACAUUUCCUCACACUGCCACACCCUCGUCACACAUGGACCGCUGAUUUUUACCAUCAUAGAUACAUCCCCAUUCCAACCCCGUAUCCACAUUAAAGGAAAUCGCACAGUGUGAGGCCAAAACACUGGAGGGCCAUGCAUGUGCUUUUCUGAAGCUUAGUGGCAUUUUUGCGGUGCAAUCACGCCACCUACUGGACAGUACUGAUGCCAUGCUGGCUUACUGCCACACUGUUAGUACUGCUACAGUACAAGGAGAAUCAGGUUAAAGGCCCCAAAGGGAAAAGGGACCAUUAUUUAAUGGCUAUUUAAAUUAAUGCAAUGCAGCACUGCAUUGAUUGGCUGUAGGAUAGAAGCUGUACAAUCAUUAUUGGCACAGCAAUGUCAGUGCUACAGUAAAUGUGUAAUGUCUCAUUUCACAUGCAAGCUUCAAUUAAGGGCUUCAGCGCAUUCAGGCUCAGCCGAGCUCUUAUUAGACUCGGCUGAGCAGCAGGAUGCAGGUGGGCAGACGAGCUUGCAUUUAGCUGUACAGUGCUGAGUAGUGUCUAUUCUUAUCUACCUCAUACACUGUACAAUGUCAGCAUUGUACUGUGGCGCAAUAUAGGAUACUUAAGCACCACAUCAGUGAACUUGAAUCGAAAUCAAGUUACAGUUUUAAGUGAUGCAUCAAUCCAUAGCAGUGUCGUUCUAAUAAUAGCACGCCGAGCAGCUUUAUUUAGAAACGGCAGCACAGCACAAAAUGAAUUUGACUUGCUGUUGCUGCGUUGUCUCGCUGGUGUGCUCUUGACUAUCAAAAACUGGAGAAUUGAGUGGAUUGGACAAACAUCUUUUAUUUAACAGAGGAAAGCAGCCAGUCACAUAAGCCUACACGCUGAAAAUGCCUACCUGCACACACGUUUAUGCACACACACUCUCACACACAUUAAAUCAUUCGCAUACAUACUCACAAUGUGAUUGUAUAUAGGUUGUACAUAGCCAGAUAGAAACAGUGGUCUUACAGUAGAUAAAAACAGGAUGUCCUUACCUACGGCUAGAGAGGGACACACAUCAAAGAAAGCCCUGUAACAUCAUCAAAGUGGGUGGUCAUGGUUUUGGUAAACGGGGCCUGAGAUCCUGGGCUAGAGCGAGGUGAGCCCUCUGGCCUCUCACGUAAACUGAAGUGAAAAUCGUCUCAUAACAUUUGGCCAUGAGCGAUGAAAGUGAGGAAUCAAAUUUCUAGUAAACGCUGUCCAUAUAUGAUGUAAAGCUCUCAAGCAUAAUGGCCUUCAUGUAGUUAUUAAUACAAAAAAAAAAAAUUUUAUUAUGUUUUAUCAUCUUUGAAAUGUCAAAGAAAUGCUAUUGAUGUGGAAUAUCGGUCCAUUUCACUUCCAUAAUUGUCUGUUGACUAAGACAUGACAUGUCUUUUGUCAUUCCUAUUUUUGUGCUCUGAUUAUCUUAUUUAAUGGUUAUGUAAUAUUAUUAUGAAUGCUCAGUUUUUUUUUUUUUGUUUUUUUUUAGGAAGUGAGCAGUUAUGUGAUUAUUAUUGUUUUAUAUUGGCAAAAGCAAACUAGGGACAGAAUCUGUUGGAGGAAGAGGGAGAAUUUUUAACAGAAGAAGUUGUAUAUUUUAUUGAAAAAGCAAAGUCUGCAUUUAACAAACUGGCAUGCUAUUUUAGGAACAUUCUCUCUUUGGUAGUUGUUGCUGAUGUUGAAAUAGAAGCAAACACACAAGUAUGCCCUGAGAAACUGACAGAAGUGAUCAACAUCUCACUGGGGGAAAAAAAAACUGUCUUCCAGCAUAAACCAGUUUGUCAGUUAUCCAUCCAGAUCCUGAAGAGUCCUGAAACCACUCGUAUCCAACUCUGUCAUCUCACAUUUUGUUUGCCUGACUGGUUAAUGUGUGCAAAGAAGGAAGAAAUGCACAACUAGCCAUCUGCAGAGGACAAAAUUGUUGCUAUUAUGUUACAAAAGAUCUCUUCUUUUUUUCCCCUUAUGUGUUGUAUGUAUUUUCUGAAUUUCUAUGUUUAUUUUGAUUUUUGUUUUUUAAUAAAACAACAGAUGACA
This is a messenger RNA of Myripristis murdjan (pinecone soldierfish), 6059 nucleotides long. RefSeq names its product sterol regulatory element binding transcription factor 2 (gene srebf2). Gene Ontology annotation, molecular function: DNA-binding transcription factor activity, RNA polymerase II-specific; protein dimerization activity; RNA polymerase II cis-regulatory region sequence-specific DNA binding. The record is from RefSeq and is a predicted model, not a curated record. Gene Ontology annotation, biological process: positive regulation of cholesterol storage; positive regulation of transcription by RNA polymerase II. The coding region runs from base 242 to 3811 and encodes 1189 amino acids. Gene Ontology annotation, cellular component: nucleus. Lineage: Eukaryota; Metazoa; Chordata; Actinopteri; Holocentriformes; Holocentridae. The transcript is spliced from 20 exons.